Messenger RNA from Physeter macrocephalus (sperm whale), 2157 nucleotides. It is a transcript of the gene RSPH4A, whose product is annotated as radial spoke head component 4A. The record is from RefSeq and is a predicted model, not a curated record. NCBI's taxonomy places the organism in Eukaryota, Metazoa, Chordata, Mammalia, Artiodactyla, Physeteridae. Gene Ontology annotation, biological process: cilium movement involved in cell motility; cilium assembly; axoneme assembly. Bases 1 to 2157 code for a protein of 718 amino acids. The transcript has 6 exons. Gene Ontology annotation, cellular component: axoneme; radial spoke.
AUGGAAGACUCGACCCCCCUGAAACAAAAAAUAGAACACCAAGAACUUGGGGAAACAGAGCGGCCGUGGGAAGAAAUGGUAACAACCUCCCAAGAUCCUGAACCCGGGUUAUCCGAGGCCUCCGAGUCGGAGCAGAGGCCGGAAACUGGACCCCAGCCCAGGAGCAGCCCUCCUGGGAUCCCCCAAUCUGGAGCCAGCACGCCUGUGGAUGACCUCGUAGGACCAGGUGUGUCAUCUCCACCUUCCCCAUCUCAGGAGCCCUCUUCCACCCCUCCUCCCCUGGCUCUGGCCGUGCAGGACCUUAUGGCACCAUGGCAGUCACACAAGACCACUCGUGUGAUUUCUGAAGCUGGGACACCUCACUGUGACCAUCUGGAACAAUCACCUGAUAAAGGAGAAUCAACUCCUCAUCAAACAUGCCAAUCAGAGGGAAACACUUUUCAUCAAUCUCAGCAAGCCAAAUGUCACCUGUAUGGACCGAGGGAUGUGAGCUACAACAACUCUAAACGGAAAGAGCUGAGAUUUGACAUGUUUCAAGAAGAAGACUCAAACAGUAACUAUGAUCUGGAUCGGCCUGAGUCUGGGGCUUCUGAAGUGGCCCCCAGUAUGCUUGAGAUUGCCAUUCAGAAUGCUAAGGCUUACCUACUAAAGUCCAGUAGCAAGUCGGGCUUAAAUCUAUAUGAUCAUCUUUCUGAAAUGCUGACCAAGGUCUUAGAUAAGCGUCCUGAAAAUGCUGUGGACAUCAUUGAAAAUGUUAGCCAAGAUGUGAAGAUGGAACAUUUUAGUAAAAAACUGGAUACACUCCAAAAUGAGAAUGAGAUGCUUCCAACCUAUGAAAUAGCAGAGAAGCAAAAAGCUCUUUUUCUCCAGGGAAAUUUAGAAGGAGCUGAACAAGAAAUGGAAGAUGAAAUAGCAGAACACUCUCUUCCAAAUGUAAUGGAGUCAGCCUUUUAUUUUGAACAAGCUGGAGUUGGUUUGGGCACAGAUGAGACUUAUCGCAUAUUUCUUGCCCUCAAGCAGCUUACUGACACUCACCCAAUCCAAAAAUGUCGUUUCUGGGGUAAGAUCUUAGGUCUGGAAAUGAAUUAUAUUGUAGCUGAAGUGGAAUUCCGUGAGGGAGAAGAUGAAGAGGUGGAAGAGGAAGAUGUACCUGAAGAGAGGGACAAUGGAGACAGUGAAGCUGAUGAAGAUGAAUUACCAAGGUCCUUUUACAAGGCCCCACAGGCUAUUCCAAAGGAAGAAAGCAGAACAGGUGCCAACAAAUAUGUCUAUUUUGUUUGCAAUGAACCAGGAAGACCAUGGGUGAAGUUACCAGAAGUUACACCUGCACAAAUUGUUAUUGCAAGAAAAAUCAAGAAAUUUUUCACUGGGCGAUUGGAUACCCCCAUCAUAAGCUACCCACCCUUCCCAGGAAAUGAGAGUAAUUACUUACGAGCACAAAUUGCCAGAAUUUCAGCAGGGACUCAUGUCAGCCCUCUAGGAUUCUACCAUUUUGGUGAAGAAGAAGGAGAAGAGGAGGAAGAAACAGAAGGCAGGCGAGAUAGCUUUGAAGAAAACCCUGAUUUUGAAGGCAUCCAAGUGAUUGAUCUAGUGGAAUCCCUAUCCAAUUGGGUUCAUCAUGUACAACAUAUACUCCCUCAGGGUCGCUGUAAUUGGUUCAACCCCAUACAAAAAAGUGAAGAGGAAGAAGAAGCAGAAGCAGAAGAAGAAGAAGAAGAAGAAGAAGAAAGAGGAGAAGAGCCUGACUACAUAGAACUGGAAGUAGGGCCUCCUCUCUUGACACCAAUCUCUGAAGAUUUAGAGAUCCAGAAUAUACCGCCUUGGACAACACGGUUAUCCUCAAAUCUCAUUCCUCAAUAUGCUAUUGCAGUCCUUAGAUCCAACCUUUGGACUGGAGCAUAUGCCUUUUCCAAUGGCAAAAAGUUUGAAAAUUUCUACAUAGGCUGGGGUCAUAAAUAUAGUCCAGACAGCUAUACACCUCCAGUUCCACCACCAGUUUAUCAAGAGUACCCCAGUGGACCAGAAAUUACAGAAAUGGAUGACCCUAAUGUGGAAGAGGAGCAGGCUUUCAGGGCUGCACAAGAAGCAGCUGUAAAUUCAACAGAGGAAAAUGAAGAAACUGAGGAAGAUGAAGAUGAGGAAGAUGACUAUGACUAA